Messenger RNA from Helicoverpa zea (corn earworm), 3760 nucleotides. It is a transcript of the gene kraken, whose product is annotated as probable serine hydrolase. The record is from RefSeq and is a predicted model, not a curated record. NCBI's taxonomy places the organism in Eukaryota, Metazoa, Arthropoda, Insecta, Lepidoptera, Noctuidae. The coding region runs from base 376 to 1323 and encodes 315 amino acids. The transcript has 4 exons.
UGUCAUAAAUUGACAUUUCAUGUCACCAAUCGUAAUUUCGUUUGCAGACUUCCAGUUUCAUCAUUUCCAAGCGAAAACACGCGCAAUCGAUAUUUUUUAUUCUCGUUUCGUUUCAUAAGACUGCGGCAGUCCGUGUGUGCGGUGUCUUCGUCUAGUUAAAGUUCAGUAUUCUAACCUUAGCUGAACUCUAGUUUACGGUCACCUUCCGUAAUCGGAAAGUUUAUUUGAAUCUAUUUCUAGUAUUAAAUUAUUUACCUAUGAUAGCGAGUCUGAUAAUAUAUUAAGCGAAUUGUAAUACGCGAGUGUUUUAUUUGUUGAAAAUCGUGAUUAGACUGUGAUAAUUGAUAUUCUGCGUCUGAGUACAAAGUCGGCAGAAUGGCUGAGACUAGAAUGAAUGGGCAUCAAGUACAUGAAGAACUUCCGCCAGGAUACAAGGUAGAAGAAAUUGAAAUUGAAGUACCAUGGGGCCACGUCGCUGGUCGAUGGUGGGGCCCACGUGACAAGCAGCCAAUCAUUGCCAUCCACGGCUGGCAAGACAAUGCAGGCACUUGGGACAAUCUCAUCCCCUUACUGCCCGUCACCACGUCAGUUCUCUGCAUAGAUUUGCCCGGUCAUGGUCUAUCAACACAUUACCCAACCGGUAUGCUUUACUACAUCUUCUGGGACGGCAUAGUUCUUCUAAGAAGAAUUGUCAAACACUUUGAAUGGAGUAACAUCACGUUAAUGGGUCACUCUCUCGGUGGCGCGCUCAGUUUUAUGUACGCAGCGUCCUUCCCUGACGAAGUAGCGAAAAUCAUUUGCGUUGACAUCGCAAGUCCAGCUGUUAGGGAACCCGCUUCAAUGGUAAAGAAUACAGGCGGGAGUAUCGAUAAAGUCCUCCAGUAUGAGAAUUUGCCAAUCGAUAAAGUACCUUGCUACGAUUACGAAGAAAUGAUCGAUAUUGUGUGCGAUGCGUACAAAGGGUCCAUCUCAAGAGAGAAUUGCAAGGUUCUUAUGAAGAGGGGUAUGAUGCCGACCCCAGCUCAUUUGAAGAAGCCAGGUUAUUUCUUCAGGAGGGACCCCAAACUAAAAGUAUCUGGUCUUGCAAUGAUGUCAAUAGAAACUGCUUUAGAAUACGCUGCUAAGGUCAAGUGUAAAGUUUUAAACAUUCGUGCUUUGCCUGGUGAAAGGUGGGAGAAGUUGGACUACUAUAUGAGCGUGAUUGAAAAGAUGAAGUCUUCGGCUGAUGUACGGUACGUGGAAGUUGAGGGAACUCACCACAUCCACUUAGAGGCUCCUCACAAAAUAGCCGAUAUCGUGGAAGAUUUCCUAGAAGAAUAUUAGUUCAGACUAGCUUUAUGCUAAUGUGAUAUUUUAUGUGAUGCGCAAACGCACUGUAGUUAGGCACAGUUGAGGAACUGUAGUAUUCAAGUAUUUUUGAAAGCACUUGUAUUUCCUGUAAUUUCUCUUCUUUUAAUUUAAAUUAAUCCGUCUUUGGAGUCGUAGUUCAAAAGAAACUGAACUUAGGAAUUCAAUCUAACCAAAUGCUAUUAAAAAUGUCGCUUCCACCAAAGUGCAACGGGAGUUGUAAAAUCAUCUAAAUACAAACUUAUUCAUAUCCUUUUAUGUUACCUUGUAUAGUGUAAGUAACGGGCUAUGAUGAAUGACAUACCUAAAUAAUAAAAAUAUAGUUAAAAUCUGUUUAUUGUCACAAAUAACUUACUUUAGGUUAUCGUCCUAUAGGAUAAGGAAUAUAAUUAAAUACUUACCUACAUGUAUAUAUGUAAUAUUGCGUGUAGAAAACACAGGCACGGUUUUUUUUAAAUGUCUCAGUCAACAAAUUACUUAAAGAAUUUAAAUUAACCUUGAAAUAGGUUAAAGAAAUGCUCUAUUUUGAAUUUGUAAUGCGAUGGUAAUCCGUAACGCAAGUCUUUUAUUUACGUAAUUAACAUUUUCUUUUGUAAGGUCAAUAAGGUUGUGUGACGUGGGAAAGAGAAUUUUAAAGGCAAAGUAAAAUAUCUUCGAUAUUUUUGUAAGGAACCUUGUGUCCGAAUAUUAAAUGAAUGAUGGCUUUUAUAGUGUAAUAAGAAAGAAUGAUGCUUUGGAAUAGCAAGAAUAAGUAAAUACAUAAUCCGUUGUUUUAAAUAUUGAGACAAGAAAGUGGACUAAAGUAACAUAAUUUGGUUCUUAGUUCCGCAUAAGGUAACAAAAAAAAUUGCUUAAAAAAUGUGUUAAAAAAGAAAAUUGUUCACGUAUGAAGGGAUAUAAUUUGUGUACCUAUGUUAUAUAUUAUGCAAGAAACUGUUAAGCAGAUGGGUAGUAUUUAUUUAACCAUUUAGUAGAGAUUCGUAAAUAUAAUGAUUAUAGCUAUUUGGGGGCGGCAAAUUCAUUGUACAAAUCAUUUUGACAUUAAGGGCCGAUUUUUCAAUCGCCGGAUAACUUUGAUCCGAAAACGAUUUUAACGUUUUUAAACAGCUGUUGCAUAGAAAACUAGUGGCACGGUACGUGCUUCGCUACGUAAAUAAAUAAAUAAUUGCUUGACCGAUUUUGUGGAAACUUCACAUAAACCAUCUACACAACAAUCCUACCUACGUAGAGAACGCCUAAGGCGUUAAGUCCGCCUUUGUACAUUGUUUUUGUAAAAUGUGUGCAAAAAGUAUAAUAAAAUAUAAAAAAUAAAACAAUCGAAACAAAGCCCAAACAUUUGGUUUGGAAAGGUGAGACCGUUCUUAAGUUAUAUUACAACAAAAAGUGAAAUGUCACUUAUUACUUCAAACUGCUAUGUUUAUUCCUCAGGUAAAACUUAUCGGUGAUUGAAAAAUCGACCUUAAUAGUACUGACAUAGAUUUCUACGUACAAAUAAGUAGGUGUGUAAUUCUAUUGUCAGUCCCGAUCACAAUGCAUGUACAUGAUCAGAAAAGUUGAUGAAAUAGUGUAAUUUUAUUCUAAUUAAGUUUUAAUUUAUUUGUUAGACGGCUAAGUGUAUUCAUUUGAGUGUAACUCGUUGCGUUUAACGUGAGCUAACGAUUUUUGUCUAGUUUGAAUGUCUGUGGUAAAUGUCCGAAAGUACUACUAACAUAUUAAUUAAUAACCAAUGAUAACUGUUAUUUCAUUAAUGGAAAGACACAUAAUAGUCUAAUGUUAGACGAAACCAGUAUAGAAGCUUCUUCAUCAUCGGCCUAGCCUUUUUCCAACUGUGUUUGGGUUGGCUUCCAGUCUAACUGGAUGCAGCCGAGUACCAGUGUUUUACAAGGAGCGACUGCCCUACCUGACCUCCUCAACCCAUGCAUUUAGUUUCGAAGCUACCAUUUAGUAUAGAAGCUACUUACAUUUAAAAAAACUUCUCCAAUUUUAAAUUCUUCCAAUCUGUUGAUAGUCACUUGUUCUCUUGUCUUCGACUUCUAUCUUUUGUAAUAAAUGCAGGAUUAUUUUGCUUCUGACAAAAACACUUUUUUGUGUUGCUAUUCAUUCCAUAAUUGUGACGUCAUAAUACAUGUUAUUACCGUUUCUAGGUUUAAAAAUAGAUAUUCCGUCGCAUGGGUACAAUUUAAGUGAUAACAUUAAAAUAAAUUACCUUUUUUGUAAUAAUUAUUAUAUUCUGGCUAGCUCAAAGAUUCAUGACACGAUUUUAAAUAAAUAACAAAAUAUUUUUAUAAUAUUAUAUGACACAGCUUGGUAGAAAAAUACCAUUGGCACCAUAACGAUUUAUUAAAAUUAUUUAUUUUGUAACAAAAAACUGUAGUAUUAAAAUUCACAACGUUAAAUAAAACUGUUAAACUUA